Penicillium coprophilum is the source of this 603-nucleotide messenger RNA. RefSeq lists its product as uncharacterized. Lineage: Eukaryota; Fungi; Ascomycota; Eurotiomycetes; Eurotiales; Aspergillaceae. The transcript has 4 exons. The record is from RefSeq and is a predicted model, not a curated record. The coding region runs from base 1 to 603 and encodes 200 amino acids.
AUGCCUGGUGUUCCCCCCGACGCUCUUGAACAGGUGAAGAAGGGCUUCAAGCGCUUCUUCAGCAGUCGCAAGAAGUCAGCUAAGAAACAGCCCGCCCAGAAGACCGAACCUACCCCUGCUGCCGCCACUGCUGCUACUGCUGCCCCCGUUGCAGCUGCGGCCAGUGAGACAGCUCCCGAGAAACCCACCGCCCCCGCUGCCACCCCGGACUCCGUCCCCGAUGCUACUAAGGCACCAGAAGCACCGGAAGCAAAGGAUGCGACCACUGCGGCGCCUACUGCCCCUGAGAUGACCGCUACUGCCGGUCCUGUCGAGACCCAUUACGAGCCUGCUCCUGCUGCCGCUGAGUCUGCGCCGGUUGCCCCUGCACCCGCUGCGCAGUCUGAGGCUCCCGUUGCUAAGCCCGAGGAGCCUACCAAGACUGAGGAGGCUGCCAUCAAGCCAGAGGAGCCUGUCACUAAGACCGAGGCCCCUGCUGCUAAGCCCGAGGAGCCUGUCGCUAAGACUGAGGCCCCUGCUACCGAGGAACCCGCUGCCACACCUGAGGCCGCCCCUGCUGCACCUGCGGAACCUGCCGCCAAGACCGAUACCCCUGCUAAAUAG